Cryptosporidium ubiquitum is the source of this 711-nucleotide messenger RNA. Its product is annotated as proteasome subunit Alpha type 2. The record is from RefSeq and is a predicted model, not a curated record. Gene Ontology annotation, cellular component: proteasome core complex, alpha-subunit complex; proteasome core complex. Lineage: Eukaryota; Apicomplexa; Conoidasida; Eucoccidiorida; Cryptosporidiidae. Bases 1 to 711 code for a protein of 236 amino acids. Gene Ontology annotation, biological process: ubiquitin-dependent protein catabolic process. The transcript has a single exon.
AUGGACUCCGAUUACUCUUUUUCACUAACAACAUUCAGCCCUUCUGGAAAGCUUGUUCAGAUAGAAUAUGCCUUAAACGCAGUCAAUUCUCAGGGACGACCUGCACUGGGAAUUAAAGCAAGAAAUGGAGUUAUUAUCGCUGCUGAAAAAAAAGUUGCAAGCCCGUUGGUUGAAGAACACUCAAUUAGAAAAGUCGAAUUAAUUACUAGUGAGAUAGGCUGCUGCUUUGCAGGAAUGCCUGCUGAUUUCAGAGUGAUUCUGAAGAAAAGUAGAAAAAUUGCUCAAGUUUAUUACAAUACGUAUCGUGAGCAGAUUCCAGUUUGUGAACUAGUUCGAGAAAUUGCAACUGUAAUGCAGGAAUUUACUCAAUCAGGUGGUGUAAGGCCAUUUGGAGUUUCAUUGUUAGUGGCAGGGUUCGAUUCAAUGAGAGGCCCUCAGCUAUUUCAAAUAGAUCCCUCUGGUGCUUAUUUUGGCUGGAAGGCAUCUGCAGUUGGGAAGGACAUGCAGAAUGCAAAGUCCUUUUUAGAAAAAAGAUACAACCCCGACAUGGAAAUCGAGGAUGCAUUACACACUGCCCUCCUCACAUUAAAAGAGUGUUUCGAAGGAGCAAUGAAUGAAGAUAACAUUGAAGUAGGUAUAAUUGGAGAAGAUAAAAACUUUACUAUUCUAACACCACGAGAAAUCAAAGACUAUUUAGGCGAAGUUGAAUAG